ACCUCUCAUACUUUGACGCAACGCGUGUGAACCUCUCCGCCAAGCAUGACCGGCGAUAGCACGUUUUCUCCGACCGACGAUGCCUUAUCACCGCACACCAACCUCGACAUCACCCUAGAAGAAGGUUCUCAAAAUAGUGAGCAACUGCUUGAGCAUGAUGAUGACCUCGAGAAUGACCAUGAAACUGAGCAAUUGUUUGAGAUUGAAGGAAAUGACCAUGAAGGCAAUGAUUUUGAGAAUGAGUGUGAGCAAUUGUUUGAGAUUGAAGGCAAUGACUUUGAAAAUGACAGGGAUGAUACAACCCUAGAUGAUGGUCAAAAUGGGUUAUUUGAAAGAAAGGACUAUCCUCCACCAGUUGUGGGGAUGGAGUUCGAAUCAUAUGAUGAUGCUUACAAUUAUUAUAAUUGCUAUGCCAAGGAACUCGGAUUCGCUAUCAGGGUGAAAUCUUCUUGGACGAAACGCAACAGCAAAGAGAAGCGUGGUGCGGUGCUCUGUUGCAAUUGUGAGGGUUUCAAAACAAUUAAAGAAGCAAAUACUCGAAGGAAAGAAACUAGAACCGGUUGUCUAGCAAUGAUAAGGUUGAGGCUAGUGGAAUCGAACAGGUGGAGAGUUGAUGAAGUGAAGCUUGAACACAACCAUUCAUUUGAUCCUGAAAGAGUGCAAAAUUCCAAGUCACACAAGAAGAUGGUGACUGGGGAUAAAAGAAAGGUGGAACCAACUGUUGAUGUAGAAGUACGAACAAUCAAGUUGUAUCGAACACCUGUAGCAGAUGCAAUGGGUAAUGGAAGUUCAAAUUCCAAUGACGGAGAAACUAACGACCAUGUCGAUCGGUCCAGGCGCUUGAAGCUAAAAAAUGGAGAUGCGCAACUCAUUUGUGAAUUCUUCUGUCGGGUUCAGUUAACCGAUCCGAAUUUUUUCUAUGUGAUGGAUUUCAAUGAUGAAGGAAAUUUGAGGAAUGUGUUUUGGAUUGAUUCUAGGUCUAGAGCUGCAUACAGUUAUUUUGGUGAUGUGGUUGCAUUUGACACAACAUGCUUGUCAAACAAUUAUGAUACUCCACUCUUUACAUUUGUUGGUGUGAAUCACCAUGGGCAGUCCGUUCUGCUGGGUUGUGGUUUGCUUGCAGAUGAGGGGCUAGAGACAUAUAUUUGGUUUUUUAGGGCAUGGCUGACAUGUAUGUCCGGUCGCCCUCCGCAAACUAUUUUAACAAACCAGUGUAGGACCGUGCAAAGCGCAAUUGCAGAGGUGUUCCCCAGGGCUCACCAUCGAUUUUGUUUGCCGCAUGUCUUUCAAAGCAUUCUUGAAAAUUUGGGAGACUUGCAGGAAUAUGGGGUAUUUCAGACAGUAUUGAGGAGGGUGGUGUAUGAUUCUAUAAAAAUGGAAGAAUUUGAAUUGGCUUGGGAAGAUAUGAUCCAGAGAUUUGGAAUAAGGGAACAUGAGUGGCUUCGAAAUCUGUAUGAAGAUCGAGAGCGUUGGGCUCCAGUAUACUCAAAAGACACAUUUUUUGGUGGGAUGUUCGACUUUGAAAAGGGCGAGUCCGUGAGCCCUUUUUUUGAUGGUUAUGUGUAUCAACAAACUUCUUUGAAAGAAUUUUUGUACAUGUAUGAAUUAGGUCUACAAAAGAAGCAUCAGAAAGAAACUCUUGAUGAUCUCGAGUCAAGAGAUUCAAGCCCCAUUUUGAAAACAAAUUGCUAUUAUGAGUUGCAGCUCUCUAAAUUGUAUACAAAAGAAAUAUUUCAGAAGUUCCAAGAUGAGGUAGUGAUGAUGUCUUCCUGUUUUGGCAUAACACAAGUUCAUGCAAAUGGGCCAGUGGUAACUUUCAUGGUUAAAGAACGUGAGGGAGAGGAGAUUAUGAGGGAUGUCAGAAAUUUUGAAGUUAUGUAUGAUAAAGCAGGAGCAGAAGUCCGCUGCAUUUGCAAUUGCUUUAACUUGAAAGGCUAUCUUUGCCGGCAUGCUUUAUGUGUCCUAAACUAUAAUGGCGUUGAGGAAAUUCCUUUUCAGUACAUAUUGUCAAGGUGGAGGAAGGAUUUUAAGCGUUUCUAUGUGCCAGAUCUUGGCUCCAAUAAUGUUGAUAUUACAAACCCAGUACAGUGGUUUGAUCAUUUGUACAGACGAGCCAUGCAAGUUGUUGAGGAGGGGAUGAUAUCCCAAGAUCAUUAUAUGGUUGCUUGGCAAGCAUUUAAAGAGUCUUUGAAUAAGGUCCGCCUUGUAGCAGAUAAGCAUUUGUAAAUUACAAUAAGACUAAUAACAAUGUUGAUAACUCCUUCUGUCA
Corylus avellana is the source of this 2269-nucleotide messenger RNA. RefSeq names its product protein FAR1-RELATED SEQUENCE 8. The record is from RefSeq and is a predicted model, not a curated record. Gene Ontology annotation, molecular function: zinc ion binding. Gene Ontology annotation, biological process: regulation of DNA-templated transcription. Lineage: Eukaryota; Viridiplantae; Streptophyta; Magnoliopsida; Fagales; Betulaceae.